Messenger RNA from Penicillium subrubescens, 210 nucleotides. RefSeq lists its product as uncharacterized. The record is from RefSeq and is a predicted model, not a curated record. Bases 1 to 210 code for a protein of 69 amino acids. Lineage: Eukaryota; Fungi; Ascomycota; Eurotiomycetes; Eurotiales; Aspergillaceae. The transcript has a single exon.
AUGAAGAGGAAUGUUGACUGUGGUUUCACGGGCUCGGUAAUUCCGUACGGCCGAUUCCCAGCCUGGCGUGCUUCCUCAAAAGGAAUCGAACACGAUGAAUCAUCACUUGAAGGCGGUGAGACGGAAGACGACGAAGACGAUAUCGACUCAGAGGUCGACGAUUUCAAUAACCUCGACAUUCUCGACGCAAAUCCUCCCAAUGGCCGUUGA